Molecule: messenger RNA, 717 nt
Organism: Fulmarus glacialis (Northern fulmar)
Lineage: Eukaryota; Metazoa; Chordata; Aves; Procellariiformes; Procellariidae
Product: SH3 domain-containing kinase-binding protein 1-like
Exons: 6
Molecular function (GO): protein binding
Source: RefSeq, a predicted model, not a curated record
AAGAAGGACAUGAAGAAAGAAAAUACUGCCAACAAACCACCAGAGAAGCCUAUAAAUGAAGUUUCCAAUGGAAGCCCUUUACUGUUGUCUGAGACAAUUAUUAGAACCAACAAAAAAGGAGAGAGAAACAGAAGAAGAAGAUGUCAGGUGGCUUUCAGUUAUAUGCCUCAAAAUGAAGAUGAACUGGAAUUAAAAGUUGGUGACAUCAUUGAAGUCGUGGGAGAGGUAGAAGAGGGCUGGUGGGAAGGUAUACUCAAUGGAAAGACUGGCAUGUUUCCUUCCAACUUCAUAAAGGAAUUGUCUGAUUCUGAUGAUGUUGGAAUAGCACAGGAAGAGCAAGUAAAGCCAAGCCUAAAAGAUGCUACAGGCUCUGAGAGUGAUGGUGGUGACUCUUGCAGCACAAAAUCAGAAGGAGCCAACGGAGGCACGACAAUCCAACCCAAAAAGGUCAAGGGUGUUGGCUUUGGAGAUAUCUUCAAAGACAAACCUAUAAAGCUACGACCAAGGUCAAUAGAAGUUGAAAAUGACUUUCUCCCAGUAGAUAAGAGUGUUGGGAAGAAAUUACCUCCAGCCACAGCAACUCAGGAGCCAACAAAAAUAGAAGUGGACAGCAGAACAAAAACCAAGGAGUAUUGCAAAGUUAUAUUUCCAUAUGAAGCACAGAAUGAUGAUGAACUCACAAUCCGAGAAGGUGAUGUCGUCACACUUAUCAGUAAG